UGUUGUGUACAGCUCAAGAUAUACAACAACAGACAGUAACAGCUGAAGAUGAUGUUACUUUACCAUGCACAUUUGCAACAGACUAUCCAACAUGGACUGGUCCAGAACUUCAUAAUGGAUAUACACAACAAUAUAACAAUCACGGUCAGAGUAGCUUCCCAAACCCAAAUGUUCCUGAACAGAAGAGGUUACGACUCGGUUGGGCCGAUGAUAAAAGUAGUUUGAUUAUACGUGAUGUGAUAUUCAGUGACCGGGGACUCUAUCAGUGUUCUCUUGUUAAAAUAAAUCUAUCUAUCAGAGUACCACCAAGAUCUCCAAUGAUAUCAAACACAGAGAUAUCAGCAGACGACACACUUAUUAUCAAAACAUCUGAGUCACAAGAAACAAGCCUAGUUUGUACAUCGUCUGGAGGUUAUCCUCAACCACUGGUUCAAUGGUACAGAGGAAACACCCCGGACGCAAACCCUUACCAUCUCGUCACAUCUCGAUUCACUCAUGAUGAUUUCAAGCUUGAAGAGACCAAUGAGGACACAAACUGGUCCACCUUUCCAGUCAUUGUCAGUUUAGAUGCUAAAAUUGCCAGCCGAUUAAAUAGAAAUAUAACUGUUGAAGUUGAAUAUUUUUCAAACAUAGCAGGAUCAGAUGUGAAACUGUACAAAAUUGUAAAUGAUGCAAUGAAAGCAGUGACUUUAUUGUCUGUGAAUCCAGUUGAAAUCAAAGUACCAGUCUUGUCACAUUUAAUCAAAGCAAAAGGAACAAGAGCUUAUUUUACUGUUCAGAUAAAAUCCGAGGAAGAUUAUGGAUUCUAUUAUGUCGUUGUAUCAAACAUUAUAGGAUCCAGUAACAAAUCGUUUGAAAUAAUACCGACAAAGCCGCCAGUUUCACCUAGUGAUUUUACAAUAGACUAUAUUCAGCAUAACAAGGCCCGUUUGUCGUGGAGGCGUGGAUACAAUGGAGGAUUGACACAAACAUUCGUCAUACAACUAGGAACAGAUGAAAAAUGGAAUGACGUAGAAGUGUUUGACAGAAAUACAGAAGACAGAGACCGUAUUUCCACAAUCUUGACAGAUCUUUUUGAUUCAACAACAUACUUUGUUCGACUAUAUGCAUAUAACGAGGAGGGAAAUAGCCCUUUGUCGGAAACUCUUUAUUUUACCACUUCUCCAAUCAAAGGUAACAAUUUUAAAUUGCCAUCGUUGUCAUCAACACCGACCUUUCAUGUCAACAUUUAA
Messenger RNA from Ruditapes philippinarum (Manila clam), 1232 nucleotides. RefSeq names its product neural cell adhesion molecule 1-B-like. NCBI's taxonomy places the organism in Eukaryota, Metazoa, Mollusca, Bivalvia, Venerida, Veneridae. The record is from RefSeq and is a predicted model, not a curated record. Gene Ontology annotation, biological process: negative regulation of T cell proliferation; immune response; T cell costimulation. Gene Ontology annotation, cellular component: external side of plasma membrane. The annotation marks the transcript as partial. Gene Ontology annotation, molecular function: protein binding. The transcript is spliced from 6 exons.